AUCCGUCGCAAUUCAACAUAUCCUCUAAUCUCAGCAUCACCAAAUAAUCCUUGGAAUGAAAUAAGAGCAUAUUGUAAUCUUGAAAAAAAUAACUAUGAAACACCAGUUGAUAAUUCUAUUUCAAGCAUUGAUAAAAUUUCUUUGACAAGUAAUGAAAAUGAAACAAUGGUUAA
Messenger RNA from Racocetra persica, 173 nucleotides. The record is from the annotation of a GenBank genome assembly. Lineage: Eukaryota; Fungi; Glomeromycota; Glomeromycetes; Diversisporales; Gigasporaceae.